CGCAUUCCCCUGCGCUCCGCCAGCGCUCUGUUUUGUGAUGAGGCGGGAAAUGGCGUCCGUAGACACGGCUGUUCUGUGACUUAGCCACUGAGAGACGGAGACGGCUGGCGGCAACAACCACGGCUCGACGCCUCGCGGUGGCCGCCACGGUCGCGAGGGCAGACUGACAACGCUCUCGCGGGCUUCACCGAGGACCAUAAACCAUCGGUUUUUCUAUGUGACGUCGGCGCAGGAUGAGGCUGAGAGUGCGUAAAGCUCCUCAGCAGCUAAACAAAGGCCACAGAACGCACCCGGCGCCGGCCAAGCGAAAGCACCAAGAAGUGGAGCCGUCCCCGGCGAGGGGCCGAAGCAAAAUGCAGAAGAAUGAAAGCGGGCUCCUCUCCACCAUAAAGAAAUUCAUCCGCGGCAACGCUGUGAAGGUGGAGCAGGAAAUCCCAGCCAAGAGAAGUCGCAUCGAUUGUAAUUCAGCCAAUGAGCUCAUUACUUCAACGCCCCAGACGCGAGGCCCGUCCAACAAGCCGGUCUCAAGAGUUUGCCGGAAAACGCAAAGCAAAGACACAAUGACCUGCAACAGUAAACCCAUGAAACCAAACGGCAAACUGGAGGCCCCCGCCGACUCGCCCAGCAGCCCGCCACGCACAACCCUGCUGGGGACCAUCUUCUCUCCAGUUUUUAACUUCUUCUCACCAGCAACUAAAACUGCCACUCCAGGCUCUGAUUCGCCGGGCCAAGCAGUAGAGGCGGAGGAAAUCAUCAAACAGCUGGACAUUGAGCAAGCAGAAGAAAUGCCCAGCAGUACCCUGACGUCCCGGGAAGGAAUCACUCCGUGUCACGCUCUCCAGAUGUUACCGCAGAGGCUUCAGAUCACCUCCGACACGACCAUCGAGGAAGGAGAGAUCGUCACCGAAACUGACAUACCCCCAUUAACAGCUCCUGGGUGUAUGCCAGACGGCAGCUACCCACACGCUUUACCUUCAGCACCUGCAGAAACCUCGUAUGAGGAGGACUGGGAAGUUUUCGACCCGUACUUCUUCAUCAAGCACGUGCCUCCGCUGACAGAAGAGCAGUUAACACGUAAACCAGCGCUACCUUUAAAAACACGCAGCACGCCCGAGUUCUCUCUUGUUUUGGAUCUGGAUGAAACGUUAGUCCACUGCAGUCUGAACGAGCUAGAAGACGCAGCUCUGACAUUCCCUGUGCUCUUUCAAGACGUUAUAUACCAGGUCUACGUCCGACUGAGGCCCUUUUUCCGGGAGUUUCUGGAGCGCAUGUCUCAGUUGUACGAGAUUAUUCUCUUCACCGCUUCAAAAAAGGUCUAUGCAGAUAAGUUGCUCAACAUCCUGGAUCCGAAGAAACAGCUGGUAAGACAUAGACUGUUUCGGGAGCACUGUGUGUGUGUUCAAGGAAAUUACAUCAAAGACCUGAACAUCCUUGGACGGGAUCUCUCUAAGACGGUCAUAAUCGACAACUCACCCCAAGCCUUUGCUUAUCAGCUCACUAACGGGAUCCCAAUCGAGAGCUGGUUUGUGGACAGAAACGACAACGAGCUUCUGAAGCUGAUUCCUUUCCUUGAGAAACUUGUGGAGCUGAAUGAAGACGUGCGGCCGCACAUCAGGGAGCGGUUUCGUUUGCACGACCUCCUUCCUCCAGACUGAGCGGCCUUCGCUGACGCGUCACUUCAGCACCGAGGAAAAGACUCAACAGAAGGAUGUAUUCAGUGAUUUCUCUCUUUGCGUACACAUUGCCGUUGCUUCAAAAAAACAAACAAAAAAAAAAAAACACACGUUAAAAAAACAGAGAGCUCUGUUUGAUUGAAAAAGUCCUGGAUGUUCAUAGAAAGUGGAGCGGGAGCAGACGGCUAAGGCGUCCGUUUUCAGAUUGACAAAAGUGAAUGUCGUCGGACGUUGGUUCAUACGGACCUUGUUGGUUUCAGCCUGACCACAAAGGGCCCGUCCAACCUGUAUAUUAUUCAUUCUGGCUACUUGUAAAUACAUGUACAUAACUUGUUUUAUUAUUUUUUUCCCCCCCUUAAUGUUUUUAAGUCAUUUUAUUUUCACUUUGGACUUGAGUAUGUACUCUUUUGAUCGGUUGCUUUUUUAUAAAACCCACAAAAUGUCAUGUUUUCAUUGAAAUUAAGCAGCUGCUUUUUCUGUUGUAUGCCUGCAGUAUCCCUGUGACGCUUUGCCCCCCCCAUUAUGCGCAGUCAGCCGUGGAAAAUAGGAAAAGUACCUUUCUGAAAUAUUUUAAAGACGUAUAAGCUAGAAUAAGGUCUCAAAUGAAUACAAAGCCAUAAUGGCCAAACGAUAAUUUUAGAGAUUUGUAUCUGAGAAUCCAUUUCUGAUUUCGAUACUUCGAUUGUCCUCUUUGAGGAGGGGGUUUGUGGGAGGGCGGGGGGGGGGGGGGGGGGUGGUCCAGGCAUCUUGCACUUUGGCAUCCAGCCCUUUGUAAGUUGAUAUAAUAAAGUCUUGUCACUUUUUUACACAGGUGUGCGUCACCUAAAUUUGUUAUCUGGGGGAAUAAAAAGAAAAUCGUAGCACCAGCAAAUCGCCAACAUGUUUGCUUUCAAAUCUUGUUUUCCAAACCGUCUUGUACGUCGGAUCUCUGUAAGAGUCACAGGUUUUAUUGACUAUUGAAUGAUCACUCCUGGUGUAUUCAGUGUUACUUAAUGGUUUUCUUGAAAAUAAAUAAAUUUUAUACGA
Messenger RNA from Fundulus heteroclitus (mummichog), 2699 nucleotides. It is a transcript of the gene ctdspl2a, whose product is annotated as CTD (carboxy-terminal domain, RNA polymerase II, polypeptide A) small phosphatase like 2a. The record is from RefSeq and is a predicted model, not a curated record. The transcript has 13 exons. The coding region runs from base 234 to 1655 and encodes 473 amino acids. Lineage: Eukaryota; Metazoa; Chordata; Actinopteri; Cyprinodontiformes; Fundulidae. Gene Ontology annotation, molecular function: phosphoprotein phosphatase activity.